Molecule: messenger RNA, 1078 nt
Organism: Didymodactylos carnosus
Lineage: Eukaryota; Metazoa; Rotifera; Eurotatoria; Philodinida; Philodinidae
Source: the annotation of a GenBank genome assembly
AUGGAACGUUGUAAUCAUGCUCAGCUUGGAAUUCUAGCGCAAACUUCUUGUACUAUUACACCUCAAGUCAAAACUGAUAAUGUCCCUGAUCUUACACACACCGACCUAACAUCUUCUCAGCGCCAUCAACUUAAGCAAUUAAUUCAACAUUUCCCAACAACACAUCCUGGUGCAAGACCUACCAACUCUCAGCCUUAUCGCAUGGCUCCACUUAAACAAGCUCAUGCAUCAACUGCAGUUGACGACAUGUUACACGAUGAUGUCAUCUCAUCGUCGUCUAACCCAUGGGCUGCUCCCGUUGUUCUUGCCCCCAAAAAGGAUAGUACGCUCCGUUUUUGUGUGGACUAUCGCAAACUUAAUGCGCUUACUGAGUACGAGCAACGUAAGUAUCUGAUCGCUGAUGCGAGUCGCACAUUGACCCCUGCUGAACGCAAAUACGGAGCAACGGAAAAGGAAGCUCGAGCGAUUGUCUGGGCUAUCAAGCAUUUCCGACCAUAUAUUGAAGGAGUUCAUGUCACGGUCCGCUCCAACUGCAAAGCACUCCAGUGGUUAAAAAACUCCAAAGACUCUACAGGACGUUUAGCUCGUUGGGCCUUGAAACUCGAUGCUUUCGACCCUACCAUCGAACAUCGCUCUGGCAAAACUAAUGAAAAUGCGGACGGGUUAUCUCGGUAUCCCGUUUCUCACUCGUCCUCACAACCAGACUCCCAGCAUCAAAUCAAUCUUUUAGAUUCCACCGUCAAUCUCUGGGAAGCGUGUAGUCUACUUAAGGAUAUUCAAGCACGCCAACAGGAGAAAGUUAUUGACCUCACAUUGUUGAAUGACUUCCAUAAUUUGAUGUUCUACCGUCGUUUGCCUACAGGUAAAAACGGAAACAGAGAACGAAAAAUUGGCAGCCAUUGAUAGAAUAACGAGGAAGUGCAUGAGAGAUGAAAUAAUAACUUUCUUUUCUUUUACCGAUAUUUGUAAAACCCUGGGGAUCCAAAAUAAAUUUACAGCAACUUACCAUCAUCAAACCAAUCUGACCGAACGGGUGAAUCGCACCCUGGAACCUAUGAUAGCUCAAUAUACCAAGGAG